CCAACAUAACCAUAAAGUCACCCCAGUCGUUUUGAUAAUGUUGGCAGUGCUGCUAGUGUUAAUGCCCGCUCUUUCUUAGUCACGAGUGUAGUGAGUGAAUAAAACAUCUGUGCAACGAAUUAAAUAAGAUUUUAAUUAAUAAUUCCGGUGUGAACAACGAAUUUUCAACAAUGAUAUCGGCCGUGAACGAAUUCCUAGAUGAUCUUCGUGGUGGCAGGAUGUCCGAGUCGCCUCUAGUCACGGUGGAGCAAGGGCAGCUCCAGGGUCGGAUCGUAAAUAGCCCGUCCGGGAAGGCCUUCUACAGUUUCCAAGGAAUACCAUAUGCGAAACCCCCGUUGGGGUCUUUGCGAUUUAAGGCCCCACAACCUCCAGAACCCUGGGACGGCAUCAGGGAUGCCACGGCGGAAGGGAACGUGUGUGCUCAAAUCGAUCCAGUCUUCGCGAAAUCCUAUGUCGGCGAUGAAAACUGCUUGUUCCUAAACGUGUACACCCCUAGCACUGAUGGAGCAUUCCUCCCGGUCAUGAUUUGGAUCCACGGUGGUGGGUUCAAGUGGGGAUCCGGCAAUACCAACUUGUAUGGACCAGAUUUUCUAGUUGACAGAGAUGUCGUGGUAGUGACUAUAAAUUAUAGAUGUGGUGCUUUAGGGUUCUUAAGUCUGAAUACGCCUGAAGUCCCAGGGAAUGCUGGUAUCAAAGAUAUAGUUCAAGCCAUUAGAUGGGUGAAAGAUAAUAUCCAUCACUUCGGUGGUAAUGCCGGUAAUUUGACCAUAUUUGGUGAAAGCGCGGGCGCGCGUGCGGUUUCGUUGCUGACAGCUAGUCCGUUAACCAAAAAUUUAAUCAGCAAAGCUAUAAUCCAAUCUGGAAACGCAUUGUCUUCUAGAGCUUUUCAAAGAGACCCCUUACAAAGUGCUAAAGCUUUAGCCAGAAGUUUGGGCUGUGAAGCAGAAGACGUUGAUGAAAUUCUAGAGUUUUUAAUCGCGACUCCAGCCAAAGACUUGGUUGAGGCAGACGAGAAGUUGAAUUCUUUGCAGAAAGUUCUAGAAACGAGUAAUAAUUUGUUUGGGCUGGUAAUCGAGAAGGAGUUUCCAGGAGUCGAAGCUGUCAUCAGUGAACCUUUCAUUAACAUCCUAACAUCAGGUAGAACAGCCAACAUCCCAAUACUAGUUGGAACUACGUCAUUAGAGUACGCCUGCGAGAGAAAGACUGAUGAUCUUCAAGAGUUGAUACCAGCUGACCUGAACCUAGACAGAAACUCAGAAGAAGCCUUGGCAAUCGUAGAAGAAAUAAAGAAAUUGUAUUUCAAAGGGAACCACACAGGAGUGGAGAGUCUACCAGAAUACUUCCAUCUCUUAUCAGACAAGUUGAUCAAUUUGGACACGCAUCGAUACAUAAAAUAUUUGCUCCAAGUUACGAACCGUCCAAUUUAUUACUAUAGAUUUGAUUAUGUGGGCGAAUUGAAUAUCGCCCAGAAGAUCUUCUUUAGUCUUGGACUGAAGUACGCUAUGCACAUGGACGAGCUGGGCUAUCUGUUCAAGAAUGACUUCCAGAAAGACGUGGAGCCGACUCCUGAAGAUAUCAAGAUGCGUGAGAGGAUUGUCAGGCUCUGGACUAAUUUCGCUAAAUCUGGGAACCCGAUACCGGACGAAAACCACUAUUUGAACACCAACUGGCUACCGGUAACAAACGACAAUUUAUACUGUCUAAAUCUAAAUUCAGAAUUAACUUUAAUCUCAAACCCGGACAAAGAGAAGAUGGACUUUUGGGAGAAAAUCUACGACAAACACUACAGAAUCUGGGAUGAAACGACCAACCAGUCUAAAAACGAACCACAAAUCGAUACAUUCAAAAAAGAACCAGAAAUCGAUACAUACCAAAAUGAACCAGAAAUCGAUACAUGCAAAAAAGAAACAGAAAUCGAUACAUACAAAAAUGAACCAGAAAUCGAUACGCCCAAACAUGAACCGGAAAUAGUGUCCGUUAUCGAGACAGUGGUCAUAACCCAAGUCAUGAACAAAGAGACCAGCGUUUCCGAAGAGAGGACAGAAGUCGUGAGUGACUCUGACCAAAUCGACAGAGCCGAAGUUGAAACGCAAAUCACAACUACCACACUCCUUGAAAACAACGAUGGCUCCCAAACUUUGAUAGUCACAGAGAAAACUGAGACUCCCGAACAAGCACCGAGCGUCAAAGAAAUGAUACUGGAGUUCAGUGAACCGGCCCAACUAGAGUCGAAUGAACACAAACCGGUCAAUGACCACAUAAACACUAACGGAGUCGACAAGAAAGCCAGAACUUCGAACGAAAUCAAAAUGGUGCAUAACAGCAACGGUGCUCCAAAGGAGGUGAUCAGGGCUAACGAUCCGCCCGAAGACGAUCUACCCAAGAACAUAGGAGUGAAUAAAUUCGUCAGUUUCUUCGAAUCGCUAGGCGGAAAGAAGUAAUAUUAAUAAUACAACAGUCGAUCACGUUAUAAUGGGAAAUUAAGAUUUUAUAGUCAACUGUUGAAAUUCGGUGUAAUCAUUUCGUCAAAACAAAGCUAAUUCGACCAGUCUCAAAAACCAAAACGGAAAAGAGAAACUUAAUUACCACUAUUAUGCUAUUUCAAUAGGUUGUUUGAAAAGGAUGCAACUAGGCCAUCGUAUUAUUCCGGUGCUCCUCCCUCUUAAUACAAGUUUUUAACUUCAAAUUCAAUUUUAUAAACUUCAAAAUUUAAUUUUAUAUACGACAAAUCCAAUUUUGUAUACGUCAAAUUUAAUUUUGUGAAUUUGAAAUUCACUUUUGUAAAUAUCGAAUUCAAUUUUGUAAACAUCAAAUUCAUUUUCUAUUCCAAGGUUAGAAUUAUUUUUAUUUCGUUUUAAAGUUAACAAAACUAAAAACAAAAAGAAAGAAGAAAACGCAAAAAAAAAAUGACUAUGUCUUCAAUAGAAACUAAAUUUGAUAUUUACAAAAUUGAAUUUGAUGUUUAUAAAAUUCAAUUUGAAGUUAGAAACCUAUAGCAUUAGCUUAACAGAGAUAAAUCCCUUUUACGAUGUGCUGGUCAAGUAAUUUCGUUAAUAUUUGUUGAAAAAAACCCUACACAAAAAUUCUAAGAGUCGUAUAUGCUUAGUUUCAAAAAUAAUAAUAAUUAAGCUUAGGUUUUACUGAAAUGUAAAUGAAAAAGUAUAUAUUGACUAGUUAAGAAUGUGUAUUUUUUUCAAAAUAAAAAAUAAAUAAAAUGGUGCUUAAAAAAAGUAUUUUUAUGCGCACCGUAUGCUUGAAAAAAAAAACGAUGUUUUUAUGUGCACCGUACCGGGUCUGUGGUGUGACGUCACUGCAUAGUAAAAAGCCGCGUGUAAUAAAUCUAUUUGGUUUUAUACAAAAUGGACAUUCCUGAGUUACCAGUAUAAAGUGCCACAUCCAAAAUGUGUUUCUCAAUUUCACGCCUCUAAAUUAUGUAAUUAUUCAGAAGUAGACCCCGCCCUUCAAACCUAGCUCAGUCUGAGUAAUAUGAUUGUCUUUUUUUCUCGUAAAAUUUUUAUGGCCUUGGUAACGAGAUGUUUAAGCCAAGUCUUGUAUAUUCUUCUUUCAUUUUGUUAUAAUAUUUAAAAAGUUAAUGGCGAAAUUAGAUAAAGUUUUAAUUUGAGACUUUAAUUAUUUUGGAUAAGUAAAAUGAGGUUGCUUACUGAGAGUUUUUCAGUACUCUUUGGAAGAACCCGUGAAGUUCGGCGACGUCCGGCGGCUUUGUUUCAUUUCCUCGCACUAGUGCACUGUUCACAGAUGCUAAACAGUCAAUAAGCCAGCGUUAUUACACAUUCAAACCUGAAGGAGCACUAAGCAAAAUGACUAAACAAAGCACUCAACUUCGCUUCUCACGUUCCCGCCAGAAAGCCAAUAUGGUGGUCACAUGAAAGUAACGGUUAGAAUAGACGCCAUUUUAAUGUUUAUAUUUUUUUCAAUUCCUUUGCCUAAAGCUAAAAAGAGGAAGGAGAAGAAGCCAUCUUUAAAAUCAAUUUCACGAAGAGAAACGUUGAGUUUUUUUAUAAUUUUUUUUAUAACGUUAAUUGAUAUAUUUUCGUGUGUAGAAACUAUAGUCAUGUUAUAAUUAUUAAGGUUUAUUUAAAAUAAAUAAAAAAUUACUGCAUUUCUAGAUAAUUUUAAGAAAUUUCAAUGUCGCAUUUAGUUCUUUGAAAACAUUCCAUUAAGGUUUUGACAGUUAAACAAGUUUCAUUUGUCAUGAUGAGCUGCUUGCUGUUUUCAGCAACUUUCAGUCAAAAAGGGACCAACUUUUUUUUUAAAGAGUAAAAUAAUCCGGUUAUAAAUACAGUAAUCCACUCUAUAACACGACAGGUUGGUGCCGCGUUAUCGGGAACGCGUUUUAGGAAUAUUCUCGCGUUGUAGGAGUAUCCUCGCAUAACGCACAUAAAUGACCCCACAUAACGCGCUAUGUAUAAAUAUAAUAUAAAUUAAAAAAUAACCGAUGUUUUUGCAAUUCAAAAACUAGGAACACAAAUUCUAUAAAUUAAUUUUAUUUUAUUUUAUUUUAUAACCACACCUUUGGCACAAUGUGCAAAGAUACGACGAAAUUAAAUAAGAACUGCACAAAUCAUUAUAAAUUUCACAGUAAAGAAAUAUAACGUGUUAAAUCCCCUCGUCAGGUAUAUGGGGGAAUACCCGUAUUAUACGAGGGACCGAAAUCGCGUAAUAUGAAUAUGCGUUAUAAGAGCGCCGUGUUAUAAGGAGGACUACUGUAUUAUCAAAUAUCCAUUUACACUAAUUUUCUCUAUGCGCU
Messenger RNA from Bombyx mandarina (wild silkworm), 4768 nucleotides. It is a transcript of the gene ae48, whose product is annotated as alpha-esterase 48. The record is from RefSeq and is a predicted model, not a curated record. Lineage: Eukaryota; Metazoa; Arthropoda; Insecta; Lepidoptera; Bombycidae.